AUGUCUACUGGAACAGCACAGGCAGCUCCGACGAGUGCCAAUGCCGGUACGCCGGCCCAAACAACUGCUGAGCAGACGUCAAUUCCAUCCACCGCGUCCGAGCCAACUUCAACGUCCUCGACCACCUCAUCAACAACUUCAACGACGUCCACUCCACCAGAACCACCAACGACUAGCACUACAAGUAGUACAAGCACUUCAAGCACGACAAGCACUUCAUCCACCACGACUGCACAGACCACACAAUCCACCAGCUCCGAGACCUCUCGGAGUCCCGACAGCGUCACCACAAGUAUCGCUACUGCAUCACCUACCAAUACAAAUACUGGGCCGACGACCAUUUACGUUACUUCGACGGAAUCUACGUCUCGAACUCUCCCGACUGGAAAUUCAGCCAAUGGAGUGACAACUACAUCAUCUGGAUCGUCAGCGACUGCAUCGUCUACGGGAGGAAGCUCGGGUGGUUCUGGACUUUCUGCUGGUGGCACAAUCGCUGUAGCGGUAGUCGUACCUGUCGUCUCCGUUGCUUUGAUCAUCCUAGCUGCCUUGUACUUCUGGCGCAAAUGGAAGGCAAAGAAAGCGGCGGAGGAAGAACGAAGAAAAGAGGUGGAGGAGUACGGAUUCAACCCAAAUAACGAUCCCACUCUACCGCCCAUCAUGGGUGGCGGCGCUGCAUACGAACCCAAGGAGGACACAUCUGGAUAUCGGGGUUGGGGAACGACCUCCGCUGGCCGCAAAGCAUCGACGAAUUUGUCGAGCGGCGCCGGGCCGGGAUUAGCUAUGUCGGAAGCUGGAAGUGCACCUGGCUAUCAUCACGCUGCAACUCCGAGCGACGGUACCAUCCAAUUUUCCGAAGGACAGAUGCAAGAAACUGAACCGAUCGGGGUCUUGGGGGCUGCUCCUGCGGCUUCUAAUAAUCGCACCACUGACAUCCACCGUGGUCCGUCCAAUGCUUCGUCUGCUUACUCCGCAGCCAAUAGAUCCGACGCCUCGGAAGAAAGCCAUAUGUCUGGUACCCAUCCGGCUGCUGCCUUCUACGAGGAUAAUCCGUACUAUAGUGAUAUGCAAGGGCAGUACGGGGCUUAUGGAGACGGUCCAUAUGUCCCGAAUCAGCCUGUGAUUCGAGAUGUCCAGGCCCGGCGCAAUACGCGGAUCGAGAACCCGGCGGUCUUCCCGCGACAAGGAAACGCCGGCAUCGCCCAAAACUUUUGA
This is a messenger RNA of Aspergillus novofumigatus IBT 16806, 1212 nucleotides long. RefSeq lists its product as uncharacterized. The transcript has 2 exons. The record is from RefSeq and is a predicted model, not a curated record. NCBI's taxonomy places the organism in Eukaryota, Fungi, Ascomycota, Eurotiomycetes, Eurotiales, Aspergillaceae. The coding region runs from base 1 to 1212 and encodes 403 amino acids.